UUCAAAAGUCAUAAGUUUUGUCAGUGUCCCCCUCGGAUUAUGUUUCGUCGCCGUCGGAAAGAGUAGGGCGUGUUGUGUGUAUCGUUACGGGAACCGUGCACCGUAGUGUUGGGACCGACGGUAGACGUGAGUCCGGGUGUGUGUCAAAGUGGAAUUCAGACGCCCAGACACCGCAAAAUGCCCGAUCGAAUUCGGCUGAUGGUGGAAAUGCAUCGAUUUGACUGUCAUUAGGAGAGAGAGAGCGAAAAGAAACGCGAAACGUCUAGACGGGAAGAUUAGGGUGCGGGGUUCCGCCGACACCGGUUCCGGAAUUUGGCUGAGCAUUGUCGGAAUCGCUGACAGCAUCGAUUCCAUCGAAUAACGUCGAUAUUGAUAGAGGAAUUGCGACACCCCACCUCAAAGAUUUGUAACGCAACCUGCGGAAUCAAGUGAAAUCUACGACGACGACGACCAUGGGAUUCGUCAAAGAUCCGUGCGGAAUUGUUUGCGUGCUGGUGACCUACUUGGCCGUGAUUUACGCCGACUAUGUGGUGACCCGCUGGAUCAUUCUGCAGACCAUGCAAAAUAGCUUGUGGGCCCCCUUCCACGUGGUCACGUUCAACACGAUCGUGUUCCUGCUGGCGAUGGCCCACCUCAAGGCGGUCCUGCUCGACCCGGGCACCGUGCCGCUGCCCCAGACGCGCAUCGACUUUUCCGACCUGCACUCGGAGCGAAACUACAACCGCGAGCACGAGGAGUGGACGGUUUGCACGCGGUGCGAGACGUACCGGCCUCCACGGGCUCACCACUGCCGGAUCUGCAAGCGGUGCAUCCGCCGGAUGGACCACCACUGUCCGUGGAUUAACAACUGCGUGGGCGAGCGCAACCAGAAGUACUUUUUGCAGUUUCUGAUGUACGUCUGCGCGCUGGCGCUGUACUCGAUCUUCCUGAUCAUCGCGUCGUGGGUGUACCCGUGCGAGAACUGCACGACGACGGUGCCGGAAACGCAGAGCCGGAUGUUGCACAGCGUGCUGCUGCUGCUGGAGUCGGCGCUGUUUGGGCUGUUUGUGAUUGCGAUCAUGGUGGACCAGAUGCACGCGAUUCUGUACGACGAGACGGCCGUUGAGGCGGUUCAGCAGAAGGGACCGUACCGGAGUCAUCGGCCGAAGAUGGCGCUGCUGGCGGAGGUUUGCGGCCGUGGGCAUCCGGUCAUGUGGAUGUUCCCGUGUGCCAGUCUGAAUCGGAAGCUCCACGAUGUGCCGCUGCUGAGCCAUGACGUUUAAGAGGGGUCGUUUGAGGUAGGAGGUAGAACAGAGAAUUGUACUCGAUUUUGUGUUCCCGCGCGCUCCGUGUUACAAGUAUCAUGUUUCGUUGCUUUUUCGAACGCGUUUCUGGUCACGCAGCAGGAGCCAGCAAAGAAAGGAUUCGACCGUAAAUCGGUGACAACUUAAAGAGUAUAUAUAUUUAGUAUGUAUGUAUUAGUCAUUUAUGGAAACAAAAACGGGAGGGGGUGUUGGGGUAGAAAAGCUAGAUAAAUAUUUACGGCUUCCGGUGCACUGCGGAAAAGUAAAAAAAAAACUCAGAGUAAUGCCGAAGCUAAUGCGUAUCGAGGUGGGGUUGUCUUCCUUCGAGUCGUUUUUUUUUUUUUGGUUUUAACGGUAAUCGUGCCAGGUGCGCCAAGUUGUAAAAGAUUUUAUUUCGACAGCCAGCAUUAAUACUAUGAUUAGUAAGCCAAUUCGUUGCAACAAUCGAUUGAGAAAGAUAACAACAAACUUUGCAUGUUAAUGUGCUUUGAAUAUCAAAAUCGAGUUAAAAAAAUAGUUUCAGUAACUAAGAACAAUUGAACAAAUGACGUACAAAAUGUGAACCACACUGUAUUUAAAACCGUAGUCAGACCAACAAAUCAAACUACUAAAAUUAAAGAAAAUAUUUCACGCAAAAAACUCAUACAAACAAACUUUGGUUUCUUUAUCAAACAAACAAAAACUCACUAGACAUUUCUACCAUCAAUGUGACCUCAAAGAACGGAGGCCAAAACUAACGAAAACCGAUAUACUUCAACUACCUGACGGCACCCGAUUCACGGUUAUUCUCCCACUAGACACCUCCGCCGCGCACGCACGCACCGAAUUCAAUUUCCAACUCACAUUCUUUACACCCUUUUUACAAAAAACUCAAUCGGUCCGUAAAUAUUAAAGGUUGCGAAUUGUUAAUUAUUUUUAAGUGGAUUUAUUCUGUUGUAAAUAUUUUGCAUUUUUUUUUCUAUUAUUGUAAGAUUGUAUUUUCUUUAGAAUUGAGUUUUUUUUUAAAGGUGCGUUUCCCUUUUCUUUCGUUGUGCUUUCCCAUGAUACUGUUCACCGAAACUUCCUGUCAUACAAUCGAUGCGACUUUUGUAAUUCAUCAAUUAGCAACUAAGGCAACUCUUUACAUGUAUAAGCAAUUCAAGGGUGAAUGAUAUAAAUUUAAUCUAGCUUUUGUAAAUAGUUUAAGAUUGUCCGGGUGAGAUCGCAACGUUGAAACGCUAUCACGGCGCGAUUGUUGAAAAGGAAAAUACAAAAAGAAAAAUUUACAAGAUUCAUUACAGAAUUUGAAAUAUCCAAAAAAGUUUAAUGUGCGAAACAGAAAAAAAAAAUCAAACAACUGGAAUUCAUUGCAGAAGCUCUCGAACAAACAUCACACCUACAACUAAUAUAUAUAUUGCAAAAUCUAUAUAUACAAAUAAAACAUUUUAAAAUAGUAAUUCAUGUGAAAAAAGCAGCAAACUGAAUGCAAUUCGAAAUAAUUGUCGUUACAUUAUACAAACCUAAGCGAACAGAGCUUCAAAAGUCACUAGGGAUUAGAGAAGCGAACAAGUCUGAUUAAUGGGAAAGGGAAAGAGAAUACUAAGUAAGAGAAGAAAAAAAUCCUUUUGUGUGUGCUGAACAAUUACUGGAAACAGUCGGAAUACAGGCGGAAUCCCCGUUGGAUUGGAAAGGAAAGGAGGAGAGCGUGCGAACGUGCAGAAUGAAAGCAAGAAAAUACAUUUUUUAUAUUUAUAAAAAGAAAGAAGCAUAAAAAAACCCAAAAAUAAAACAAAUAAAUUGGCACACCACCAAACGUACUCACGUAAAUAGCAUCACGUGCUGCCCGCCACCUACACAGUGCACAGACACACACACGUACACAUCAACCACCGCAUACGGCAUCCACACAUAGAAGAGAAAGACAUAAAAAACUUUCCUAAUCAUUGUAGUUCCCGUUUCUUGAAACAGAGAAUACAUGUCAUGAGAGAAAUGUGCAAUA
Messenger RNA from Culex quinquefasciatus (southern house mosquito), 3261 nucleotides. RefSeq names its product palmitoyltransferase ZDHHC3-A (gene Dnz1). The transcript is spliced from 2 exons. NCBI's taxonomy places the organism in Eukaryota, Metazoa, Arthropoda, Insecta, Diptera, Culicidae. Bases 453 to 1262 code for a protein of 269 amino acids. Gene Ontology annotation, molecular function: palmitoyltransferase activity. The record is from RefSeq and is a predicted model, not a curated record.